CCGCUGCGGCUCGGCUACAAGAGCAACCCCAGCCUCGCGCGCGCACGGCUCAGUCAGUCAGUGGCCCUCGCAGCACAGCAGCGGCCGCCUUCACCAGGCAUGGCACAGGGCUCUACUUCACUAUGGCGGCAGCAGCAGCGCGACACAGCACCCUUGACUUCAUGCUCAGCGCCACAGUUGAGUGUAAUGCCAUUUUUAAAGGUCUACAGUCCGUUUUCCAAGAGCAGGAAAUGACAGAGACUAUUCAUAACUGGGGAAAUCUUGGUUAUUUAGCAACGUAUGUCAAUAAAAAUGGCAGUUUUGCCAAUCUGAGAAUAUUCCCUCAUGGGUUGGUGUUGGUUGAUGUUCAGAGUUACAAUGACAUGAAAAGAGAAGAAGAAGCAGUGCAGCUUCUAAACAAGGUUGAAGAAAGAAUGAAAGAAUUGUUUGACAAGGACAUCAAAAGGGUGAAACGGUUGCCAGCCAUUGUGAGAGGAGAUGCCAUUGAUAAAUACUGGCCCACAGCAGAUGGACGAUUAGUGGAAUACGACAUUGAUGAAGUUGUUUAUGAUGAAGAUUCUGCAUACCAGAACAUAAAAAUUUUACAUUCAAAACAAUUUGGAAAUAUUCUUAUUCUCAGUGGAGAUGUUAAUCUUGCUGAGAGUGACCUGGCGUAUACACAGGCUAUAAUGGGCAGUGGAAAAGAAGACUACACUGGCAAAGAAGUGCUCAUUCUUGGAGGUGGUGAUGGUGGAAUAUUAUAUGAAAUAGUCAAACUGAAACCAAAGAUGGUCACCAUGGUAGAGAUUGAUCAAAUGGUGAUCGACGGGUGUCGAAAAUACAUGCGCAAAACAUGUGGGGAUGUCUUGGACAAUCUGAAUGGAGAUUGCUAUCAGGUUCUGAUAGAAGAUUGUAUCCCAGUACUGAAGAGAUAUGCCAAAGAAGAAAGGAUGUUCGAUUAUGUAAUUAAUGAUUUGACCGCUGUUCCAAUCUCUACUUCUCCUGAAGAAGAUUCCACAUGGGAGUUUCUGAGGAUGAUUCUGGACCUUUCAAUGAAAGUCUUGAAACCUGAUGGGAAAUAUUUCACACAGGGAAAUUGUGUCAAUUUGACUGAAGCCUUGAAUCUCUAUGAAGAACAGCUUGGCAGAUUGUAUUGUCCUGUGGAGUUCUCAAAAGAAGUUGUUUGUGUUCCUUCCUAUAUGGAACUAUGGGUGUUUUAUACUGUUCAGAAGAAGAGGACUGUUUGAAGCUCAAGAUCCUUCUGCCACACAUGCUGAACGGAGCAUGUAGGCUUGUUAUGUGCUAUGUCUUGGCAUCUGGAAUCUUAAAUUAUAUGCUGUAGAUUGGGGUGGCCAAGCUAUGGUGUUCCAGAUGUUCAUUGACUACAAUUCCCAUCAGCCCCUGCCAGCAUGACCAAUUGGCCAUGCUGGCAGGGGCUGAUGGGAAUUGUAGUUCAUGAACAUCUGGAACACCAUAGCUUGGCCACCCCUACUGUAGAUGAUCUGAAAUUUAGCCAAGCUAUCAAUUUUGUGAAUUCUUUAAAUUUGUAAUUAUUAUUUUAAUUUAAAAACAAAUGAAAAAUGUAUAUUUUGAUGAGGUAGGGUGUUAUUUUUUGAAAGUUAAUGUAGAUGAACUAGCAGCAACCUAUAGCUGCUGAAUGCACUGAACUUCUAGAAUGUGAUCGUUUUUGUUGUUUUGGGUUUGUUUUUUCACUCUUCAAAAAUAGAUUAAAGAAAAGACAAUAUUAGCAUUUUAGUGUGGUCCUUUAGAUUUUUCUUCAGACAUUAACUAGUUUAGUAGGCAUGGUACUUUAAAUAGACAAGUAUUUUUUUUAAACAAAUUUAUCUUCAAAGUGCUUCCAUUAGAGGAGAAAAUAAGGGCAAACUUAUUUUUUUAAGGAUACUCUCAGUCCCACUAUGAUGUAAAGCAGCAACAACACUUACAACAUUUUCUUAUGGUUGACUUUUGUUCCAAAUACCCCCUUGGUCAGAUUUGAUAUUUAAUUUUAGUCUUUCAUUGUGAUGGGGCAAAUGCCAGUUCUUAACUCUGCAAUGAUUUGUUCAGAAGAAAAAUUAAUCACAAAAAAUGUAUAAGGAAAAGUUACCGUGCCACAUCAAAACUUACAUUAAUUGGGUCCAGUCCUUAUUUUAAAAGGGAAGAAGCUAACUUGAGGUUUUUUUGGCCCAUCUGUAUCAAACUAGUCUAUUUUGCAGACUUUUCAGAAAGUUUAAUGUUGCUACAUGUAAGUAAAUUCACAAAGUAGUUCUAUUGAAGUAGUACCACUGACUUAAGUAGUCUGAGUUGCUAGUGAACUGUCACUUUCAAAUUACUUCAGUGUCUGUGUUAAUAUAUUUUAUGGAUUGGGAGUAAUGAACAAAUACUGUUAGUGCUGUACAUUUUAAAACAGUAGCCUGGCCUGUUCCUGCCCUCCUCCAAGUGCAUACAGAAGCUGAGAAGUAUAGUGAGGAAUUUUUCUACUGUUCAUACUCUUGUUUUUUAAGUUUUAGUGACAAUGCUCCUCAAGUAUGAAAAGCCAUUUAAAAGGGAGGUCAGAGAGUAUAGCUGGAAAUUUCACUACCGCCUCAAAAUGAAUGGGAAUAGUACUUCAGAACACAGGUCAAAUCCCAUUCAUGUGUGCAGCAGAAAGUUGUGGUAGAUUGUGCUCCUAAGAUUCUUGUGCAUCUUGUAUUUAUAGUGUAUGCAUGCCCAUAAAUGAGUAUUUACGCAACUGAGGUAAGCCCACCUGCAAAACUUGUGAUUGACCCUAAGAAUCACUACCCAAUAUGCUGUAUCUACAUGUGCAUGUUGAAAUAUACAUUAGUCCCUAUCUGCUUCUCCACAUAGUGGUAAGAUUAUAUUUUUGUAAGCUCUUUCUGUAUACUUAAUAGUCUUUCCCUGAUAAUUUUGCUGAAAAAUAACUCAGAAAUACAACUAUGUUCUAAGUUUGGGAGGCGGGGAGAGGAUUAUGGUCUUGGAAAAAAUGACCUUUUCCUUCAGGACUGGAAAAGUUUUUUGCAUUUCACUUCUUCAGAGGAAAUCUCUUUUUUGUCACCACUAGACUUUGUGCCCAAAAAUCAAUAAAUAUAAUCACAAGGUUUGUUCUGUUUCUUGCUCACUCUUUUUUAUUAUGACCCAUCUCAACACAUUUAUGUUUUUUCUCCAGGGAGAAUUUCUUUAUUAUUUGUAAAGAGAGGCUUUCUCUGUUCCUUUAUAGGGUAUGAAGAAAUACUGCAAUGAGGCACAUCAUUGAUUGAAAUGUUGUGGUUUUUUGCACUGAAGCAUAUCUAUGGCACCUGGGGUUCUCAUAAUGUUAACAAACUGGGCAUAUAAGACAGGUGUAUUUGUAAGUCCUGAAUUGCUGUCAUGUAAAUUGAAGCUAUAUAAUAAAUCCUUUGAAUCUGGAUAGACAUAAAAUACUUUUAAACUUUCUGGUCUUGCUGAUAAAGAGCAGAUUUUAUUAAAGGCAAGCAAAGUAUUCCUGCUCACUGAAGUAAUUUCAUUUUCUGCAUAUAGUUGCAUUCCUACUUUGAGGUCCUAAUUCAAAUGUAGGACAUGAGUGAGCAUUCAUGAUGGAUCAGAGAAUACACAUGGGAAGCUCAGAGCCCCAUCGCGGGGAGGGGCUGAAUCUGCCAGUGGAAGUGGCACAUGGCUGCUCUGGUGGAUUCUUCCCUCCCAGGGGCACUUACCCCAGCUGAGGGGCAAUUUCUCUAACUGUUGCAACCCUCCCCAACUCUGAGACAUGAUGCCAGGCGCUGUUCCUGCGCCUCUGCUGCUGCUGGCCUAGCAGGGCCAGGGGAGUAGCCAACAUUAGUUGGCUCCCUCCUGGCCAUUUGCCAUGUUAUGCCAGCAACCUGAGAAUUUAGACUUAAGUUUCCCUUUUGGGUGAUGUAAGUCUAUUAAGCCCCAUAGAGGCUUCUUGAUGGUGGGGAGGUAUUUUCCCUUUCUGAGCAUCCCACCGCUGCCAGCAAGCCUUUUUAAUAGCAGCAUCCACAAUAUGGCUGUGGCACUGGAGCCAGGCACUUGGCUCUUGGGUGCUGCUGUCCCAUUUAUACUGAAAUUACUUUGCCUCUGUUUUUGUAUAAUACUCAUUUAGCAUCUUCUCUCCCUUUUUAUAAGUUUGAAACACAAAGCGUAAAGUCAUAAAAAUGUAUAUUAAAUGUGACAUUUUUCCUGAAUUUGAUCCUAAAAAACUUCAUUGUAUGGGCUUUCCUGCUAAUCACAGAAUUAUCUCCAAUGUGUAUGAAAACUUGCCAAACUUUCAUUAAUCUGGUAUGCAGAAUAUGUCAUAGAGUCAUAAAAAUUAUAUUAAAUGGGGCAUGUUUUUCUGAAUUUGAUCCUGAAAAACUUGAGUAUAUGGCCUUUCCAACUAAUGGCAGAACUAUGUCCAAUGCUUAUAAAUUUUUUUUCUAAACUUUCAUUAAUUUGGUAUGCAGAAUAUUCAGGGUCCCUAAUAAUUGUACUAUUUUUAAAAUUCUGUUAUAGUUUUGUAAUCAAAACUAAUAUGGUUUUGAUGGAACUUCCCACACAAGUUAAAUUAGUUACUGAAGCUUUAUGAAGAACAGACUGGAUUGUCAAAUUAUUUUGUGUUCAAAAAUAAAGAAUAAAAAAUGUGCGGAGUAUCCCAAAAGUGGAGGAUUGUUGUCUACCUUAGCUUCUCACUAAAAUAAGGUUAAAUACACUGAUUAUGUUUGAAGAAGAAAAUGUUGGUGUUUCAUUUUUCUUGUGUACAUUGAGUUCAUAGGCUCAACAUUUGAUUAGUCUAGUGGUGAAGGGAUACUGUCAUAUUACCUCACUGACAGGUUACAGCCGGGGCAAACUUGGUCUUGAAUCUGAAAUACACUGACGGAUGGACAGGUGAUAUUGUUUUGAAAAAUUAAUAUAAUUUAUAUACCAUCCUCUCAGUAAAAAUGAAACUUGAGAGUAGCAAGAUUUUUUUUAAACAUAUACUUAUGUAGAGCUUCAUUAUAACAUAUCCCUGUAUGUGAAAACAAAACCAAUAUAACCUCAUAGCUCCCCUCCCAUACACCUACCCACACAAACAUAAGCACGUGCACUUUUCCUCCCUUUCCAUUACUGCUUAUAGAUAGAAAUAUUUAAAUAAUGUGCUGUCACUCUUUAUUUAGGUAUAGUUGUAAUAAGCGGUAUGAAAAUUCACUUUCUUGGUAAAUAAAAUCUGUGACAGACUAAUACAUUGUUAUUUUAUCCACAUGAAACUGAGUUGGAACAUUGUUGUGAGUGCCUCACUACACAUGCAGAUUGAUCCCAAAGAUGGUUGGCAUGGUGGUAGGGUUUUUUUUCUCUCCAAAUUCUUUGCACUAAAUGCUGUUUCAUCUAGAAGUGAAAUUUCCCUACUUUUAAAAAAAGUUCGAUUACUAAUCUGACAUUACUAAAAGAACAUUGCUGGUAUUGUACUGACUUCGCUGGUGCUGUGCAUAUAUUCAAAUAAAGGUACACUGUUAAGA
Sphaerodactylus townsendi is the source of this 5441-nucleotide messenger RNA. RefSeq names its product spermine synthase (gene SMS). Gene Ontology annotation, molecular function: spermine synthase activity. The transcript is spliced from 11 exons. Lineage: Eukaryota; Metazoa; Chordata; Lepidosauria; Squamata; Sphaerodactylidae. Gene Ontology annotation, biological process: spermine biosynthetic process. The record is from RefSeq and is a predicted model, not a curated record. Bases 123 to 1226 code for a protein of 367 amino acids.